Molecule: messenger RNA, 6221 nt
Organism: Mugil cephalus (flathead mullet)
Lineage: Eukaryota; Metazoa; Chordata; Actinopteri; Mugiliformes; Mugilidae
Gene: kdm5c
Product: lysine (K)-specific demethylase 5C
Exons: 29
Coding region: 397-5175 (1592 amino acids)
Biological process (GO): chromatin remodeling
Cellular component (GO): nucleus
Molecular function (GO): histone demethylase activity; DNA binding
Source: RefSeq, a predicted model, not a curated record
CGUGCGGUGUGAAGAUUUGAGGUUGUACUUCGGUCGUGAGAAAAAAAAAAAACUAAGAUGGCGUCUCGUCAAGAAAGAUAGGAUGGCCUGAAGAGACUGAUGAUGUAGAUCUGGAAAUGAUUAAUAACGACCUAACUGAGAAAGUUUGAUACGCUCGUUUGGUGUUAAGCGAAUAUCGGCCACCCAUGCUUUGAGCCCGUGUGUUUGACAGAGCGGAGUGAAUGGCGGAUUGACGCUGAAAUCGGUCAACUUUGCUGGCAACGGUAGCUAGCUGACUGGACCGAGCACAGCUGGCCAGCGUUAGCUAACCACCAGCCAUCACAACAACAGGAGGAGGAAGGAGAGCGGCCACUAUCCCUCUGUCAUACCCCAGGACAUCGAGGUGUCUACGGGGCAAUGGAAGGGGAAGAGUUUGUACCUCCUCCGGAGUGUCCCGUAUUUGAGCCGUCAUGGGAGGACUUUCAGGAUCCCCUGGGCUACAUCGCCAAGAUACGUCCCAUUGCAGAAAAGUCUGGAAUCUGUAAAAUCCGACCUCCGCCGGACUGGCAACCCCCGUUUUCAGUGGAGCUGGAUAGCUUCCACUUCACACCCCGCAUCCAGAGGCUUAAUGAGUUGGAGGCGGAGACCAGAGUAAAGCUAAAUUAUUUGGACCGCAUCGCCCGGUUUUGGGAGAUCCAGGGAUCAUCCUUAAAAAUCCCACACAUCGAAAGGCGCAUCCUUGAUCUUUUCAGCCUGUCAAAGAUUGUUACAGAUGAGGGCGGUUUUGAGAUGGUGUGUAAAGAGCGGCGCUGGGCUCGCGUUGCCCAGAGGCUUGGCUACCCUCCAGGCAAGAACAUUGGUUCUCUGCUGCGCUCGCACUACGAGAGGAUCGUCUAUCCCUUCGAAAUGUUCCAGUCUGGUGCCAGCCUGCCGCAUUGCAAGCCAAAGCAUUAUGACGGCGAAGAUGUGGACAAAGAGUAUAAGCCUCACUCCAUUCCCCUGCGACAGUCUGUGCAGCCAUCCAAAAUGAGCAGCUAUGGACGCAGAGCAAACCGCUGCCAGCCUGAUGGUCCAGAGGAUCUGGCCCCCCAUCCUCUCACCACUGGCUCUCAACUCAUCUCUGCGCCUGAACCCACAGAGGAAGACAUAGAGAAGAACCCCGAACUGAAGAAGCUGCAGAUCUACGGUGCAGGGCCAAAGAUGAUGGGGCUCGGACUAGUGGCAAGGGACAAAGGCAUCAGGAAGAAGGAUGAGCUGCCUCAAACAGUUACUGUCAAGGAAAGCCCGUCUCCCGCUCCCACUGAUACGUCCGUCAAACCGGAGCCGGUGGACCUUCAAGAGAAGCAGAGUGACGGGAGCACAUCCAGCCCCCAACUGCCUCCCCAUAGUGUUACAAUUAAGCCAGCGGUGAAGAAGGAGGAACCGGAGGAAGAGAAUGGCAAAGGGAUUGAUGAGGGGGUAGACGAUAAAGACGGACCCUGCACCAAGAUGACCAUGAGGCUUAGACGCAACCUCAACAACCCGCAGUGUGUGGAUUCUUUCGUGUGUCGGAUGUGUGGCCGGGGAGACGAUGACGACAAACUCCUGCUGUGUGACGGCUGCGACGAUAACUACCACACUUAUUGUUUACUACCCCCACUCACAGAUCCCCCCAAAAGCAACUGGCGGUGCCCAAAGUGUGUGGCAGAAGAGUGCAAGAAACCUGCAGAGGCGUUUGGCUUUGAGCAAGCUACGCGAGAGUACACGCUGCAGAGUUUUGGGGAAAUGGCAGACGCCUUCAAAGCAGAUUACUUCAACAUGCCUGUCCAUAUGGUUCCCACUGAGCUUGUGGAAAGGGAGUUCUGGAGGUUAGUUAGUAGUAUAGAGGAGGACGUGACUGUGGAGUAUGGAGCCGACAUACACUCCAAAGAGUUUGGCAGCGGCUUCCCAAUGAACAAUGGCAAGAGGAAGCUCACAAAGGAAGAGGAGGAAUACGCCCGCUGUGGCUGGAACCUGAACGUGAUGCCUGUGCUGGAGCAGUCACUGCUGUGCCAUAUUAAUGGAGACAUCUCUGGGAUGAAGGUGCCGUGGCUUUAUGUGGGCAUGGUGUUCUCAGCCUUCUGCUGGCACAUCGAGGAUCACUGGAGCUACUCCAUCAACUACCUGCACUGGGGUGAACCCAAGACUUGGUAUGGCGUUCCCUCUGUGGCAGCUGAGCGACUCGAGGAGGUUAUGAAGAAGCUGACGCCAGAGCUGUUUGAGUACCAGCCUGACCUCCUGCAUCAGCUGGUCACCAUCAUGAACCCCAAUAUCCUCAUGGCUCAUGGUGUACCGGUCGUUCGCACCAACCAGUGUGCGGGUGAGUUCGUCAUCACCUUCCCCAGAGCCUACCACAGUGGAUUCAAUCAGGGAUAUAACUUUGCUGAAGCUGUUAACUUCUGCACUGCGGACUGGCUUCCUGCCGGUCGUUCCUGCAUUGAGCAUUACCGGCGUCUAAGGAGGUAUUGUGUGUUCUCCCACGAGGAGCUCACCUGUAAGAUGGCCACCAGCCCGGAGAAACUAGACCUCAACCUGGCAGCAGCUACUCAUCGGGAAAUGUUCAUUAUUGUUCAGGAGGAGAGGAAGUUACGGAAGAGUCUGAUGGAAAGGGGCAUUACAGAGGCAGAGCGCGAGGCGUUUGAGCUGCUGCCUGAUGAUGAGAGACAGUGUGAUAAAUGUAAGACCACAUGCUUCCUUUCUGCUCUGGCCUGCUCGAACUGUCCGGAGCGUCUGGUGUGUCUCUAUCACACUCAGGAUCUGUGCAACUGUCCCACUGAAAAACUCUACCUCAGGUACAGAUACACCCUGGAUGAGUUGUUAGCCAUGUUACAUCGACUAAAGGUCCGGUCCGAGUCCUUUGAUUCCUGGGCCAACAGAGUUAAAGAGGCACUGGAGCAGGAAGAAGGAAACAAGAUAGAAAUUAAUGACCUGGAGAUACUGAAGGGCGAAGCAGCAGAGAAAAAGUUUCCAGACAAUGAACUUCUCCGUAAACUCAACACUGUUCUUAAGGACAUUAAACACUGCCAAAAGACGAGCACUGAACUCCUCAGUAACUUAAAGACUAGUGAAACUAAGAUGACGUUGGCAGAGUUCAAGUCCUUGGUUGAGACGAUGCAAAACCUGCCCUGUGUAAUGAACCAGUUGGAGGAAGUGCAGUCGGUUUUGCGGACACUGGAGGAGUUCCAGAGCAAAGCUCAGAUGCUGCUCAAUGAGAAGGACUGGAGGAAGGACUCUCCACCCCCUGAGCAGCUGCAGUCUAUGUUGGAGCAGGGGGCCCAGCUUCCUGUUGUGGUCCCAGAGUGUGGUUUACUCCAGGGCCUCAAGGAGCAGGGCCACUGGCUGGCGGAGGUGAGGCGCACCCUUGGCACAGACGGAGGGGUGAGGCAGGAGGUGACGCUGGAUGUGUUGAGGAACCUGAUGGAAGCGGGCUGCAAUGUGCCCCAGAGUGCGUCCGUGGAGACGGCCAUGGCAGAGCUCCAGGAACUGCUCACGAUCGCUGAACGCUGGGAGGAGAAAGCUCAGAUUUGCCUCGAACAACGGCAAAAGCAUCCUCUCUCCACCCUGGAGGCCAUAGUAAAUGAGGCCCAACUUAUCCCAGUCACGCUGCCCAACAUUCUGGCCCUACAGGGCUGUCUCAGUCGAGCUCGCGCCUGGGUAACAGACUUGGAGGAAAUCCAGAAUGGGGAACAUUACCCAUGUCUGGAUGACCUCGAGGGCCUGGUAGCUAUUGGAAGAGACUUGCCCGUCUUCAUGGAGGAGUUAAGGCAGCUGGAGCUGCAGGUGGCCAGCGCUCACUCCUGGAGGGACAAGGCCAGCAAGACCUUCCUGAAGAAGAGCAGUCAGCACAGUCUACUAGAGGUAUUAUGUCCCUGUGCAAAAAGGAGAGAGAGGCGAGAUGCAGCAGAGCCGCUGGAUGAUCCUUUAGAUGAUUCUGAUACCAACACCCUAGGGCUCUCUGCUCAGGAUUUGAGGGACCCUGCGGCUAUUGUGCUGGCAUUCAAAGAAGGGGAGCACCAGGAGAAAGAGGCACUGCUGAGGUUACAGAAAGUGAACAUGUGUAAAUCAGGACUUAACGCCGCGAGUAAUAAAGAGGACAAGGAAAACGGGCGGUGGGAUGACGCCAUGGAGAUGGACGCAUCCAGCCACUCGGAGAACUCUGUAAAAGAGAACGGAAACAGCAACCACACCUGCGCCACCCCUCCUCAGUCUGUGUGCGUGUGCUCCGGGCAGCCUCGCGCUCCUCAACUCCGCUGCCACCUGUGUAAGGACUGGUUCCAUGGUGGCUGUGUGCCCUUCCCCUCCCUGCUGCCCUCCUCCGGACCACCGAUUAACCCCCUUUGCUGGUGGGACUGGGACUCGCGCUUCCUGUGCCCGCGAUGCCAGCGGUCACGGCGUCCACGCCUGGAGACUAUCCUGGCGUUACUCGUGGCCCUGCAGAGGCUGCCUGUCCGCCUGCCUGAAGGAGAAGCCCUGCAGUGUCUAACGGAAAGGGCCAUCACCUGGCAGGGCCGAGCCAAGGAGGCACUGGAGACGCCAGAGCUGCAGGCGGCACUUCAGAGGCUGCAAGAACUCAGAGAGACUCUCCAUCACGAAGCAGAGGAGGGCGUGGAAAAGGAGACGGAGGGGAGUUCAGUUAUUGUUUUGUCAGACUCUGAUGGAGGGGAAGGAGACGAUGGAGUCAUUGAUCUAACAGAGGAGAAUUCAUCUAAAAAGAACAUGAAAGAAAGCAACAUGCAGGCUGAAUGUGAAAAUGGUAUCAACAAGAAGUCAAAUAUUACAGGAGUGGGGUCUCUGCAGCCCCUGCUGCCUUUGCUGAAAGGCCAGGUUGUGGAGCUUUCUCCAGACACCACGGUCCGACUGGAGGAGCUGCAGCUGGAGGGAGACCUGCUGGAGGUGUCCUUGGACCAGACACACACCAUCAGCAGGGUCCUGUUAGCUGCCUCUGCUCCUCCCAGAGAAACACUGCACACGCUCAUUCAGAUUGAGCUUGAAGAGCAGAGAAGAGCGAGUCGUGGACGAACCAAGGACACCAAAAGGAAGCGAAAGAGCCACCGAGGUGGCAGCGGGGAGGGGGCACGAGAGAGGUCACUGGAUUCCUCAGAGUCGAAGAAAACCUGUCCUCUUAAACACAGCCCCUCCCCUCCCCUACCUGCUCAGACCAAUUCAGAGAUUUUGUGAUGCCGUCAACACUGGAGCUCUGUUUGAAAGGAUUAGUCGGGAGGAAUUCAAGAGACAGAGCUUUCUGUGCCAGAAGACCGUGUCGAGUUAUUAAAAGAUGCAGGACAUCCCCUCCCCCGUACCCCGCUGCCCUUCUCAUCCCUCCUUCAGACACUAACAGAGCCACGGCUCUUAUGCUACACUCCACUGUCUCAUCCCUAACUCAGCCAUAUCUCACUCGUCAUCGUUUCUUUUCGCUGUCUUACCCAAACUUCAUUCUCCACAUUUCCCUGGAUCCAUUCUUUCCUGUGAACAUAAUAAAGGCCGCGUUUGGACGGAUGUGACACUUACCGUUAUAGGAGCGUCUUUGGUCUAGACUUGUCUCUGAGGUCCGUCAGUAUGCUACGUUAUCCCAACUGUAUUCAAUGCUAGAUCAACUGGAGCCUGCAGCUGCAGUUUUACUUCACUUUGAGCUCACUCGUUGAGGCGGCAUAAGCUAUGGGUUAAUUUCCACAGUUAUUUGGACAUGAUUCCUGAAGCUGAAGCACAGCGGAGGAUUUUGACUGCUGAUCUGAGACGACGGCAUCGUGGUUACACUUGUAUUUUUUUGUAUUGAAUCUUGUGUUUGAUGCUGUUCAGAGGGGAUUUUGAAUAAACUGGGUAAAUUUUGGGAAGUGUUAAAAACAGGCAUUAAUGUUUUUGGUGCUACUUUCCCAAAAUGAAUAUCUGUACCUCCUCUCCUCUCCCUUAAUGCCUUUUUUUUUCUUUUUUUUUUUUAGUUUCCAUCUUUUUGACUCCUUAUUUUAUUCCUUUUCAAUAUGACCUCUAUCGCUCCCUCCUUCAUUCUCUCUCUCUUUGCAAAUUAAGGUAACUUCACUGUAACUCACUUUAUCUCUGUUCAUUUUGUUUUCUGGGUUCAAAUUAUAUUAUUAUUAUUAUUAUUAUUAUUAUUAUUAUUGAUAUUGGAGACACAGUUGUGAGUUUGUGUAUAAACUUUUCAUUUUAAUGUUGCCUUUGUUUCUUUUCACUCUUGUUAGAAAAAUAAAGGUUUAGAAUUGUUUAGGAAA